This is a messenger RNA of Ixodes scapularis (black-legged tick), 5036 nucleotides long. RefSeq names its product MPN domain-containing protein. The record is from RefSeq and is a predicted model, not a curated record. Gene Ontology annotation, cellular component: BRCA1-A complex; BRISC complex. The transcript has 14 exons. Gene Ontology annotation, molecular function: metallopeptidase activity; polyubiquitin modification-dependent protein binding. NCBI's taxonomy places the organism in Eukaryota, Metazoa, Arthropoda, Arachnida, Ixodida, Ixodidae. Gene Ontology annotation, biological process: double-strand break repair. Bases 242 to 1594 code for a protein of 450 amino acids.
UUGCGCCGCCGCGUCGCUGCCGCUGCCUGCUGCCGGACGACUUUUGGCCCGGCUACAUGGGUUUGUUCUGCGCCUUCUGCUCAGAUUUUUAGCGAAGUUUGUGGUUACUUAUUACAAGUGUACUCUGAAAUACUACACAGACAUGACUAAAACACUGCGUAUGAGACCGUUUGGAGACCCCUUUUAAAAUGCUGCCGGCGUACUCCGCGCAUCUGCGCUUCGUACCCUUUGUUAUAAGGUAAUGUCGACAAAAAUCGAAGAUGAAGAUUUGGAAGCCGGCGACCAAUCGGGCGAAGACGACGACGAAGAGGGACUCUCGAAGCGGCGCGGCGCUCACACUGGGAGAAGUGUGACGCUUAGCAUGCUCAUGACAGACGGAGUGCUUCAGCACGGCGAAAACGUCCUCUCCAUCGAUUACCUCGGUUCGAGAUUCACAGGCGACCUGCUGAAAGACGGCAAGAUCAAAUGGCGUGAGACCCAGGAGAUUUACUCUUCCCCAAGUUCAUGGGCAGUCCACUGCAAGAAACUGCUGAACCCGGAUAAGAAGUCUGGCUGCGGCUGGUCCACGAUUCGAUACAAGGGUAAAAAGCUGGACUGGUACAAGGCAACCUGGUUUCGGAAGCAAAGGAUAAAGAAGGAUGACAGAGAAAACCAUGUUGGGAGCAAAGCUCCACCAGGUGAAAAGACAAAAUCUGGGAUUGUCAUCAAGAAACCUCUUGCUUACCAAAACACUCCAGAGCAGACAGCGCCGAAGGAAACACUAAUUUUGAAUCAUGGUGCUCUAGGAACGCGCAACAUUGAAUGCGAUUUGAACACCCUAGUCAUCUCCACUCCAUUCAGUGUCCUGGACCGAAUUCAGCCCUUCACACUCACAAUCUCGACCAACUGCUUGCUGCUCAUUGAUUUCCAUUGUCACCUGACAGAGAGCGAAGUCGUCGGCUAUUUGGGUGGCACCUGGGACAUUGCUGCACACAAUCUUUCCAUUCUUCAAGCAUUCCCAUGCCGAGCAAGGUUGGCUGACAAAGAGGCUGCACCAGGUAUCGAAGAAGAGAUUCGGGAAUCCCUUGAACAGCGGCAUUUGACGGUGGUAGGCUGGUACCACAGUCAUCCCAGGGCACCACCUCAGCCGAGCCUGCGGGACUGCAACUGCCAGCUCGACUACCAGAUCACCAUGAAGGGAGAAAGUGACUCCUCAUAUACCCCUUGUGUUGGCCUCAUAUGCUCUCCUUAUGUAAAGGAUGAGUCCUGUGUCGAUGCUAAAUACCUCGCUUACUGGGUUAUGCCUCCACCAGAGCAUCGUCCAAAUGAGUAUGGGAAGCCAAUGCAGAUGAUGUACAAUGUGGCCCAGGAUUCCUUCCUUACACAAGACCUUCUGAUGGAAAUGCGGCUGCUUUCGGAGUACUACCGUGGCUCGCCAGACUCCUUGAACUUCUGCAAGGACUUUGAGCCCCACAGCAUCAGCUAUUGGGAGAAGCUCAAGCGGUCACUCACCUCGAAGCUUCCUCGUGACCUCCAAGUCACGAGUGGCGACUCACAAGGCCAGGCCGUCGACCACUUUUGGGAGUUUGUCAAGGGACUCAUUAUGCCAGUCUGACUUCCUGGGGAUGUUGGGGAGAAACUGUGAAAUCCCUGGACCGUCUCCCUAAACUGGGAGAUUUUGCACUCCAUACGUAAGAGAUGUUUGCCCCCACCAAGGCUGCCGUUUUGCACUUUUGGUGCCACAGCGUUGUGCAAAGUACUCUUUGUACCCCUUGUAAGUUUUGCAACUCACUUGAGUAAGCCUGUAGGAACAGUCUCUUUCGGGAAUGAGAUUUGAGUCUGAGGUUUUACUAGCAUAAAACAAAUAAAAUUCAAAUGAGCGUAAAAAUAAUUUAAAUUUUGUUGUAUUUACAAUGUCAGUAGCAUUAAGAACCGGUCAAAAGUUGUGUGUAUUCUGUCUCAUGAUACAUUGGCUACAACACCACUAUGUCUCACAGAAAUGUGCAUAGCGUGGAGAAUCCUGGCGGGCCGAAAUUUUCAAGUUUAUCUGAUUUUAUUUGUUUUAAUUUGUGUCAAGUGUUUGCUAAGCCAGUAGAGUUUUAAAGCAUUUCAUUAAGUAAAAAAUUAAAGAAAAUGGAUGCAUUCUUAAUUUAAACAUGGGCCUUAUUGUAGUGUCUUAUGCACGAAGUCAUUGCCUAGAUACGACACCCAAAAAAUCUGUGGUCAUUGUGCACGUGCAGGAACCUGGUUUUCUAAGUGCAAAGCAUCUUAGCAAGUGCCAUUCCACAGCCAGUACUAGUGACUCCGUGCAACAUCAAAAAUGUGAGUUGGUGUAUACACGUAUAUCCAAUAUCUGGCGUAGAAUGCUGUGUACUAAAGGUGUGAAAUGGCAUAGUGAAGCAAAACUGCAAACUCUCUGCUUUUCAUUCAUUUUAAAACCAUCACUUUUCAUAUAAAUAUGCUCUUCGCUUUUGACACGAGAAAGUAUGAAAUGUCUGGAAGAUAGUCACAAAUAGUUUGUAUGCUGCAUCAUAGACAGGAGACAAUGCCACAAAAGGUGGUUGCACAAGCACACAUGCACAUGCCCAGAACCCUUCCUGGAGAUGGACUGUAGUACCCAUUUUCUUGAAAUGACUGUUGCAAUUUAUUUCAAAUGUGCAACUUGAUGUAAACAAAUCGAUAUAUAUUUGAUAUCUAAUGUAACAAAAAAAUCAUGACUGUGGGAGGCAUCUGUCAGAAAAAUUUGAGUUCUUUGCGCGUGCAAGAUUGCUGCCAGUACAUUGGAACAUGCAAUGCCCUGUACUGGUGCCAUCUGCUAAGAGCCAGAAAGAUUUGUCCCCAAGAAUAGCAAACAAGUUGAGCAACAAAGCAGUAGCUGCUAUAUCUUCCGUUCUGUGCAUGGAUCCUUGUUGACAAAGCAUUCAUUAGACAUUGCUGACAAUGUAAUGGAAGGGAGCUUGAAAAAACUUCCUGCCUAACUACUUAGACUGGAUGCAAUGGAGAACGUUGCUGAUUUGCUAUCUUUGAUGAUCAUGAGCACAGAAAGUAUGGUGUCUGCUUCCCUCGAGUUCUUGAUAUUCUAGCUUUAAGGAAAAGUCUUUGUAACUGCAGUAUUCAUUCACAUACCUUUUAUGUUUUGAUCUACUGGAAUUUCAAAAUGGUUCAAUUACUCUUUCAAAUAUUUGUGUAUUGAAUGCAUACAUGGUCAUAAUUUGAUUUUCUCAUUAGGUUUGUGUUGUCUUUCAUUACCUGGCAUAAUUAGUGGUAAAUGAAUCUAUUAAAUAAAUAGACGUAUGGAGUGUAGUUUGCACAACAGCAUACUUAGGUGACAAAUUUACUAGAGUGAAAAUUUGCAUGUUAAACUUUUUGUGAAAUAUUACUUGAAGGAGCUUUUUUCUAGACUGCAAUCUGAAGGAAUAUCAACCUACAAAGCAAACUACAAACAAAACAAACUGCAAUGGUAUAUGUUUUAAUAUAUUUGGUUGUUGCCCAAAAUGCUGAGAAGUGCUCUUGAAAUUGUUUUUCUGGAGUUUGCUUGAUACUAGGGGGCACAUAAUUAGAGGAUGCCAGAUGCACCGACAUUUUUUAAAUGAGAAAUCUGUUCCCAUUUAUAUUUUUCUUAGCCACUCAUGUACAUCUUUUGAUAAAAGUAAGACAGAUCCACUGUAAAAUUAUAGUAUGCUGUUGUAGGCUCACAAGUCAUUCAAAUGAACAUUUAACUACCCAUCAAGAUAACACAUUUUACAUGUCUAUCCUGGUAAAAACAUGAUUAGCCUUUACAUUACAUUUUCUAGGCAAUGGAGCAUGAUAUGCUCAAGACAACACUUGCAAAUUGCACCUUUUUUUCUUUUUUCAGGAGAACAUUUUUAUUAUUUGCAGUUGUGAGAUGUUAAAAGAUGGGACAUUUAUUUACAAGACUAAUUAGAAAAAUAUAGGCAUUUGGCUACAGAAAUAGGCAUAGAAAAGUAUCCACUAAAUAAUUAACAAAACUAAGCAAAAAAUUUAGGCAUUUGGCUACAGAAAUGGGUGCAGAAAAGUAGCCACCAACAUUGAUCAAAACAACCUUUGAGCAUGGUAUACUCUAGGUAUCUACCACACAAUGGUUUCAUGUCAUGCAAAAAUACUUCUGCUUCAUUGAUUGUGGCAGAAAAGUGCUGCCUCUUAGCCCCCAACUUUGGACUGUAAGAUGGUAAUUCACUGCAUGACUAGAAAACUGAACCCCCAUUUUGCCUAUCAUUCUAAUGCUGGUCACAUAAUGAAUAGGGCUAAUUAUUGCUCGCUUAGAACUUUCACCAAUGUCGACUGUCAUCUUUUGCAGUUUUGCACCACAAGCAUCUUGAUUUAUGAUAUUGUUUCUUAGAUCUAUGGAGUGUUGCUUUUAAUGUGGAAUCUCAGUUAUUCAAAUGUGGAGGGCAUUGAGAAAGAGCUCAUAUCAAGGACAGUCCAGGAAAAUAAAAUGUAUAAUGCCUCUGUCCUUGACGAGAGACUGACAUUGUGUCAAAAUAUCCAGAUGUUCACACAAAGCUCGCUGGAGUAUCUGAAAUUCCAAAUGAUUUUAGUGUUUGAACUCAUGUUUGCAGGGUUUUCUUAAUUGCUUUUUCUUAUCAUAUGCCAGAUUAUGGUAUAGGCUUAUUGCCCACAUCAUAUAACUUCUUUAAUUCUCACUGUCCAAUAUGUCUUGCACAUAGUAGUUAAUUUUGAUACAACUCGUGGUUUUAUUGCUAGGCAUUUGAUAAAAUUGAGGCCUUUUUGUUGAAUAAUUUUAAUGUUGGAAGUGCCUGGCUACGUCUUGUAGUCAGUCUUUUUUUUAUAAUUCAAGAUGUUGAUUUGGGGGAGAAGUUUUGAAUGUUAUAGUAACAUUGAUUUUUAUUCAAAUAAACAAGCUGGUUUUAAGAUUCAUGUCAACCAAUUAAAUUAAAUUAAAAUUAUUUCUUGAAUAUGAAAUACUCAGUACUUUCUCUUGCACAAUCCUUUACCAGCCUAUUUGGUACCAGUGUCUCUGUGUGCUUUUCAAAAUGUAGUUUGACUGCUGUAUUAAAGAGUACAUUUUUGACAUA